This is a messenger RNA of Erigeron canadensis, 1423 nucleotides long. RefSeq names its product auxin-responsive protein IAA9. The record is from RefSeq and is a predicted model, not a curated record. Gene Ontology annotation, molecular function: protein binding. Gene Ontology annotation, biological process: regulation of DNA-templated transcription. The transcript has 6 exons. Lineage: Eukaryota; Viridiplantae; Streptophyta; Magnoliopsida; Asterales; Asteraceae. Gene Ontology annotation, cellular component: nucleus. The coding region runs from base 144 to 1175 and encodes 343 amino acids.
AAAAAACACAAACAACAACAACAACAACACACUUUCUCUCUCUCUCCUAAUCUUGUUUUUUCUUCUCCUCUUCACCUUAAUUCCUUCAUUAAUAAUUAUUCAAUUAGUUUCAGAUUAAUUAACAAAGAAAAUUGAGAAGUUUGAUGACGCCGCCGUUGUUAGGUGUAGACGGAGACGGACACGGGAACGUGUCCGUAAUGACUUGUAAUUCGACUAUGGAAUCAUCAGUUUUUGAAAAAACGCCUGGAUUAACGGAGCGGAAUUAUUUAGGAUUGUCGUCGGAUUGUUCUUCGGUGGACAGCUCUGGGGUUUCUGGUAUCUCGAAUGCGAAAAGGAAUAAUUUGAACCUUAAGGCGACUGAACUGAGGCUUGGUCUUCCAGGAUCUCAAUCCCCUGAGCGCGAUUCGGAAAUUGAGCUUGUGAGCUCCGAGAGUUUCGACGAGAAGCCGUUGUUUCCGUUGCUUCCUUCUAAAGAUGGAAUCUGUGCUGGUUCUCACAAGGGUAUUGCUUCGGGGAAUAAACGAGGGUUUUGUGACACUGUUGAAGGGAAUUGGAUGUUUGGUUCGUCUACUGGGACCGAUUCUGAUGCUUCAAAGGGUUUGACAAAUGGUAAAGUAGUAUCAACUGGAGCUCAGCCUGCUACGGCUAAAGAUUCUAUUCCACAACAACAGAAUAAAGUCAGCACUUCUAAUCCUCCUGCUGCUAAGGCUCAGGUAGUUGGUUGGCCUCCAGUUAGAUCUUUCCGCAAGAACAUUUUGGCCACAAACGCAAAGAAUAACGAUGAAGUGGAUGGAAAACCCGGUCCUGGUGCUCUAUUUGUCAAGGUUAGCAUGGAUGGCGCUCCUUAUCUGAGGAAGGUUGACUUAAGGAGUUACACUACUUAUCAAGAACUUUCAUCGGCUCUAGAGAAAAUGUUUAGCUGUUUCACUAUUGGUCAAUGUGGAUCACAGGGAGCUCCAGGAAAGGAAAGUCUCAGUGAGAGCAAAUUGAGGGAUCUUUUGCAUGGAUCAGAGUAUGUGCUUACAUACGAGGAUAAGGAUGGUGACUGGAUGCUUGUUGGAGAUGUACCGUGGGAUAUGUUUAUCGGUUCUUGCAAGAGGUUGAAGAUCAUGAAGGGCUCUGAUGCAAUCGGUUUAGCUCCAAGGGCCAUGGAAAAGUCAAAGAACAGAAGCUAGCUUUAUGUUUUGAAUGCAGAAAGAGAAGUGCCCUGUUUCCUUCUAUAUUUCUAUGAAUAGUAAGAGAAAAAUGUUUCUAAUUUCUAAUGUUAUAUGUUGGUUAUAUUAUAGGAAACUUCUGUUUUCAACUAUUGUCUUUUGUAUUUGAUGAAUGUGUGUGAUUUGAGAAUUUUCAACACUUCCUGGACUACUUCUUGUACUCAGUCAACUGUGUUCAGUGAUAUUAAUGUGUGGAUGUUACUAAUUUA